CCGGAUGAUACACCCGUAUAUACAAGUCCGUAUAUCCGGAUGUAUCCAUCCGCUUUGCUAAAUUGACAACGAUGGCACCGUCGGGGGCUCCCCAUGGCGUGCGGGAGACGCCUCUUACCGCUGCGCAGGACGCGCUUCUGCACUCUCUAGAGCGUCAAGUGCAGCUCAAAACGCAGGCGGAGACACACGCAUCGCUUCUGCGAUCGCAACGGCAUCCAGAGGCUCCCGAGACGCUUCGAGAGUUCGUUGCGCAGCGUCAGAACUCGUCUUCGCGUAACAAUAAAUCUUCCGUCCAGUUGGACCCUUCGUUCGUCCAUCUGUCCUCUCACGUGGACCAGUGUAUGUCUGAAUGGACCUCUUUGUACGCCCAUGCUCAUGCUUCCCAAGCGCUGGUGGCCGAAAUGGAGGCGAGUCACGUCCAAGUCGCUGCCAAAACGCAGUCGUUGUAUCGGAGCUUCGAGGACGUCUUGCAACAAGUGGAGGCUCUGGACGCCCGAGUGGCAGCCAUUGCCGCCCCCAUGCCUCACUUUACAGCCAUAGACGACGUAGCCCACGCCUUAGGCUUCGGCGUCAAGUUCGCUGCUCCUUCUAGCGGAUCUGCAGGCCACGUCCUAAUGGAGAGAACAUCCAGACCUAGAACUUCUUCAGUUUCGACGGAUUCCAGCAAGGCGGUGCAGGUUUUCCAGCAUCGACGGGGAAUUGACCCCACAACUCCAACGUUUGAACAGGCAUUGGAGAAGAUCGACGAGUGUAUAGUGUAUCUAACGCAACACUUAGAGUACAAGGACUCGGCGUGUUUUAUUGAAGCUUACAAGACACUAGCAUCGGGGGGCAUUCAGGGGCUAAAAGACUAUGCGUUGAGUGGCCUGGAGGCUGCAAAAGAUGCCGUGUAUGAGGCAGUUCAGAAGGACACGCUGGCUGCACAACAGAGCGGCGUGGCGACCUCGUUUGUGGCGCAACUGGAUGAAACUUCGCCCUACUAUGUGAAUUUCCAGCUCGUGGCGCCGGCACUGGCUGCUGUGGCGAAGCAACUCGAACGUCUGAACACUCAACCACAAGAUAGCGCCGAGAAUCUGCGUGUACUGGGAGAAGUAGCCGACGCGUAUGCUAUUCAGCGAGUGCAGUUGUUGUCUCCGGUGCUUGGAGCAUGGCUGGACGCUGUAUCUCAAACGUCUGACAUCGUCAACGUGCUCCGUGCGAGUUGUGCUCAACUACUGAAGGUGUGCGAGGCCGAGUUUCGACUGUUCCUUAAGUUAUUCGGCCACGAUCCAAGUGACGAACUCUUCACGUUCUCUGGCGUUGAUAUGAGUCUUGGAGAGGACGCUCAAGGUGAAGAAGACAACGAAAACGCAUUCGAACGCCUCAUCUUCCAGUUGAGUGGACUACUAUACAACACAGUGCGACCUCAGUUUCUCGCCCAGAAGGAUCUGGAGGUUUUGUGUGAAGUCAUUCAAGUGCUAAGAAGCGAGGUGAUUGAGGCAGCCAUUACCCCUCGUGUAGCGCUCGUCGGAUACGCAGAGCCAGUGAUGCAUCGUAUGAUCCAAGACGCUCAGGAGCGACUCAUCCUGUGCAUGCAAAAGUACAUCCGCGACGAGAUUGAAGGCUUUGUGCCCACUCCUGCUGACCUUGACUAUCCAGCCAAACUGGUAGCCGCAGAGCAGGCCGGUGCGUCAUUGUAUGCCACAUGGUAUCCGUCACUGGAGCACACGUUGAUGUGUCUAUCGAAGGGAUAUCACUUCGUCAAGAUGGAGAUUUUCGAGGAGCUAGCACAGGACGCUAUUCAGAUCUGCGCGGCGUCGUUGAAAAUGGCUUCGGCUGACAUCACAGCGACUCAGGGUGGUCUGCACGGCUCACUCUUCCUGGUGAAGCAUUUACUUACACUACGCGAACAGAUCACACCUUUCGAGAUUCAAUUCGCACAACGGAGCAAGGCGCUGGACUUCACCAGCAGCGCAGACGCCAUGAACGAGCUGCUUAUAGACGCGUCGACGCUGUUCCGGUUCUCUGGACCGAAUGGGAUUGUUGGUCUCUUUACUCGUGGCAUCCCUCAGAUCCAAGAGACGACGGCAGAUGUGAAGAAGGAGCUGGAACAAGAGCUUAAGAAGAGCUGCACGGCGUUCAUCGAGAUUGUGCUACAGCAGUUGGCUCAGCCACUACUCGCACUGAUGAAGCAGAUCGCUCAAGUGCAGCAAUCCCAGAAAGCCACGGCACUAGACUUCCGUCAGUGUGCGUUCACUACACCGACGGAGGUUAACAAUGUGCUCACAAGUGUCUCGCAUCAGCUGCGUGAAACGUUACCAGAUAUUCUGCAGACUAUUCGCCUUUACCUUCGCAACGCAUCAACCGAGACGAUUUUGUUUAAACCCGUACAGCGGAAUCUGCUGGAUGCGGUGGAAAAUCUUAAUUCGCUGAUGGAGCAGACGUACACACGCGAGGAGCUUCAGCCUUGUGAAGAAGUUUUUGCUGUUGUGAUGCAGCAAUUGCAGGCUUUGUGAAGACGGGAUCACAGUGGUAAAAAUUAUCAGUCUGUGAGAAUUUGAUGAGAAUACAAUUGUCUAGUCCUGUCCGAUACAACUGGGCAUCGCCGCAAUUGUUUUACCGUGGUUGAUGGCCUUGUCUUUCUCUUGGGGUUGCUUGUGAAGAGCUCG
Molecule: messenger RNA, 2648 nt
Organism: Phytophthora nicotianae INRA-310
Lineage: Eukaryota; Oomycota; Peronosporomycetes; Peronosporales; Peronosporaceae
Exons: 3
Coding region: 72-2495 (807 amino acids)
Biological process (GO): Golgi organization; intra-Golgi vesicle-mediated transport; intracellular protein transport
Cellular component (GO): cis-Golgi network; membrane; COG complex
Source: RefSeq, a predicted model, not a curated record